GGCGGGAGGGAAGCGGCGUGGAAGCCCCUACGGGCAGGAGAGAGCCAGGCGUGGGGCUCCUCGGCUUAUGGCUGUCAUUCCAGCGGCCGGUGGCGGAAGAGGCACCGGCUUGGUGUUCGUGGUUUCGGCUGCACACUCCGUAACUGGCCGAUCAAACGGUGUACUUUACCCUGCUGGUGUCCGGGCACAACCUUCCUCCUCCCCCCCCUUUUAUCAUGGAGAGCAAAAGGCUCGGCCUGCCUGUCCGCCUCUCCCCAAGGAAAGCGGCGCGGAAGGAGAGGUGGACGCUGGGCGCCGUAAGCUUGAAGCCGCCGCCUGGUUUCGGAGCUCGUCGGCCGGGUAGGAGCCCCGCGGCUGGGCGAACUCGUGGCGACGUUCCGCUUUCAGCUCUCGGCUCCAUCUUCCGCCGCCAACCAAGUCCCUGAAGCCUGCGCUUUCCUCCCCGCUUUUAGCAGCCACUUCCAUAGGGUCCUCCGACGAAGUCAUUCACCCAAUCAAGAUGUCCUGUGCUUUUUGCUUUCCCUGAAGGAUAUGGCUGAGCAGGAUGUGGAGAAUGAGUUGCUGGAUUAUGAAGAUGAUGAAGAGCCUCAAGGAGUGAUAGAUGCAACUCCUCCCCCUGCUAAAAAGGAUGUGAAGGGCUCUUAUGUCUCCAUUCACAGUUCUGGCUUCCGAGAUUUCCUGCUGAAGCCAGAAUUACUUCGUGCCAUUGUGGAUUGUGGCUUUGAACAUCCAUCAGAAGUACAACAUGAAUGCAUUCCUCAGGCAAUUCUAGGCAUGGAUGUACUUUGUCAAGCCAAAUCGGGCAUGGGCAAAACUGCUGUUUUUGUAUUGGCUACUCUGCAGCAGAUUGAGCCACUGGAUGGGCAGGUCUCAGUGCUAGUGAUGUGUCAUACCCGAGAAUUGGCAUUCCAGAUCAGUAAAGAAUAUGAACGCUUCUCAAAGUAUAUGACCAGUGUGAAGGUAUCAGUUUUCUUUGGGGGGCUUUCUAUCAAGAAAGAUGAAGAGGUACUUAGGAAAAACUGUCCGCAUAUUGUUGUGGGAACCCCAGGCCGUACUCUAGCAUUGGUACGGAACAAGACACUCAACCUGCGCAAUGUGAAGCAUUUUGUGUUGGAUGAGUGUGACAAGAUGCUUGAGCAGCUAGACAUGCGCCGUGAUGUACAGGAAAUCUUUCGAUUGACUCCCCCUGAAAAGCAGUGCAUGAUGUUUAGUGCCACCUUGAGUAAGGAGAUCCGGCCUGUCUGCAGGAAGUUCAUGCAGGAUCCCAUGGAGGUAUUUGUAGAUGACGAGACAAAGCUGACUCUACAUGGUCUGCAGCAAUACUAUGUAAAGCUGAAGGACACAGAGAAAAACCGCAAACUUUUUGACCUGCUGGAUGUACUGGAGUUCAAUCAGGUUGUCAUAUUUGUAAAGUCUGUGCAGCGCUGCAUGGCAUUAGCCCAACUUCUGGUUGAACAGAACUUCCCAGCUAUUGCUAUACACAGAGGCAUGUCUCAGGAAGAGAGGCUCUCUCGGUAUCAACAGUUCAAAGACUUCCAGCGUCGUAUCUUGGUGGCCACUAAUCUGUUUGGCCGUGGGAUGGACAUAGAGCGAGUCAACAUAGUUUUCAACUAUGAUAUGCCUGAGGAUUCUGAUACCUACUUACACAGAGUGGCUCGGGCUGGGCGUUUUGGUACGAAAGGCUUGGCGAUUACCUUUGUGUCAGAUGAAGGUGAUGCCAAAAUCCUCAAUGAAGUACAGGAUCGCUUUGAGGUCAACGUAGCUGAGCUCCCAGAAGAGAUAGACAUCUCCUCUUAUAUAGAACAAAGCCGGUAGCCUGAGUUCAUGGAGCCGCUUUUCUGAGCCCAGAAUGGAACAGGAGGUUGAGCACAUCCCAUGUCUUCUGCUGAACUCAAAGGAAUAUCUUCUUGAAAAGAUACGCUAUGCAAUAUGUAAGGAUGUUGGUUCUUAAUGUGAAAUCUUUACAAAGUGCCCAGAUGGUGUUUUAGCCUCAGCUCAAGCCUGGGGGCUUUUUUAAUUAGAUGUUUCUAUUUUCUGACUAGUCAGCCCCUGAGGCUGUGUUUCAUAAAUAAAAAUUUAAAAUAA
This is a messenger RNA of Ahaetulla prasina, 2085 nucleotides long. It is a transcript of the gene DDX39A, whose product is annotated as DExD-box helicase 39A. Gene Ontology annotation, biological process: mRNA splicing, via spliceosome; mRNA export from nucleus. NCBI's taxonomy places the organism in Eukaryota, Metazoa, Chordata, Lepidosauria, Squamata, Colubridae. Gene Ontology annotation, molecular function: ATP binding; RNA helicase activity; RNA binding. The record is from RefSeq and is a predicted model, not a curated record. The transcript is spliced from 11 exons. The coding region runs from base 532 to 1815 and encodes 427 amino acids.